This is a messenger RNA of Pisolithus orientalis, 1110 nucleotides long. RefSeq lists its product as uncharacterized. Gene Ontology annotation, molecular function: GTPase activity. NCBI's taxonomy places the organism in Eukaryota, Fungi, Basidiomycota, Agaricomycetes, Boletales, Pisolithaceae. The transcript is spliced from 7 exons. The record is from RefSeq and is a predicted model, not a curated record. Bases 1 to 1110 code for a protein of 369 amino acids.
AUGGACACGCCAGCAUCUACUAACAGUGGCAGUUCUUCGCGAAAACCGAGCGUCGUUGUCACCAUCGGUAUGGCAGGCGCGGGCAAAUCAACCUUCGUGCAACGCAUCAACUCCUACCUGCGUCAAAAUCACGAAAAGGCCCCUUACAUUCUGAACCUCGAUCCCGCAGUAGCGCAUGUCCCUUUCGAACCUAACAUCGAUAUCAGAGAUACAGUUGAUUAUAAAGAAGUCAUGAAACAAUAUAACCUUGGGCCAAAUGGCGGCAUAUUGACUGCUCUUAAUCUGUUCACGACGAAAUUCGACCAGGUUUUGGACCUCAUGGAGCAAAGAGCGCCCGAAGUCGAUCAUAUUAUCCUGGACACUCCAGGGCAAAUUGAAAUCUUCACUUGGUCGGCAUCAGGAGCCAUCAUAACAGACGCUGUUGCCUCUUCAUUUCCCACGGUCGUGGCAUAUAUCGUCGACACCCCACGAACGACGGCUCCAGCGACCUUUAUGUCGAACAUGCUUUACGCUUGCGGCAUAUUGUACAAGACAAAACUUCCCUUCAUUCUCGUCUUCAAUAAGACAGACGUUGAAUCCCACGAUUUUGCCCUUGAAUGGAUGCGAGAUUUUGAAGCGUUCCAGGCUGCAUUAGCGUCCCACUCGGGGUCAAGAGAUGCGGAAGGUGAACCGACGUACAUGAAUAGUCUGAUGAAUAGCAUGAGCCUGGUUCUUGAUGAGUUCUACAAGCACCUCAAGGCUGUCGGGGUGUCCAGUCUAACGGGUGAUGGGAUAAAGGAAUUCUUUGACGCAGUGGAAGAAUCACGGGACAGCUAUGAAAAGGAGUACCUACCGGAGCUUGCUCGUGCCCGUGCUGCACGGGAACAGUCACUUCAAGAGUCCAAAGAAGAUUCGAUAAACCGUUUUAUGAAGGAUUUCAGUUUGGAUCAGGCCAAAAACACGCAUGCCACAGAUGAUAGAUGGGAGUCAGAGGAAGAGAAUGAAGACGACGACGAUGUUGAUGUCAACCUCAUUGACAGAAGCGACGCUGAGCCCUGGCCUGGACAGUACAUCGACGUGACACGUAUGCGGAGAAGUGAUGAGCAGGCACAGUGGCCGAGACCAACGUAA